Messenger RNA from Medicago truncatula (barrel medic), 852 nucleotides. RefSeq names its product inactive protein RESTRICTED TEV MOVEMENT 2. The transcript has 2 exons. The coding region runs from base 158 to 766 and encodes 202 amino acids. Lineage: Eukaryota; Viridiplantae; Streptophyta; Magnoliopsida; Fabales; Fabaceae. The record is from RefSeq and is a predicted model, not a curated record. Gene Ontology annotation, biological process: cellular response to heat.
CAAGACUUGGAAAGGUUAACAAGGAAUAAUUCUAGCUCAUAACCAACUCUUAAGGCAAAUUUGAAAACUCUUGUACCUUCAUUAGUAGUAGGUUUAAUUCCUUCAACCUAAUAAAUUUCUUGAUCACCGAUCACACACCAAAGAUUUGUGAAAUAAAAUGGAACACAAACAUGCACAUAACCGGUCUUAUGAAGAUUUUGAUCCUGUUUUUAAGUGGCGUAGAGAACAAGACCGUGACACCAUUGAGCUUCAUCUUCCAGGUUUUAAGAGAGAGCAAAUACGAAUUCAAAUCAACCAUCUUGGUUUUUUGGUGAUAAGUGGAGAGCGUCCAUUUGAUGGAACUAAAUGGAAACGUUUCAAGAAAGAAUUUGAACUUCCAAAAUAUUGCAAUGAAGAUGCUAUUCGUGGCAAUUUCAUGCAGAACAUUCUUUCAGUAGUACUGCCAAAAAAAGUUGAUCUAAUACCUCAAGAGGAACAAGAAGAAGAAGAAAAAAUUCCAGAACUUGAAGAUUUGGAUAAAUAUCAAGAGAAAAAUACAUAUAAGAGUUUGGGAUUUGGAGGAAGAGAUAGAGAAGAAGAGAUUGGAACACUAUCAGAAUAUACUUACAGAACAGACAACAAGUUUGGUGAAAAUGAUGUAGAAACUACUAGAGAGGUUGCUCUUAAAUUCAUGGUUGUGAUAAUUGUUGUAAUGGUUAUUGUAAAUUAUCUUGUGGAUAUGAGCAAAACUGUCAUGGCUCAAGGUCAAUCAUAUUUUCAAAAUUAGAUGAGACUAUGGUUUGAGGUGGUUCUGUAUAAAGUUUAAUACUGUGAAAAAGGAGAAGAUUAUUAUAUUCUUAUAAUAAUAUUGUA